CCACCACCACCACCACCACCACCACAAUCUUGCUAACUCUUCACUCCUCCACCACCAUCACCACCACCUGCUGCUCCUCCGCGCUGCCUCUCCCGCCUGACACAAGAUGGCUACCACUUUAAGUCCCGUAGUGAAGGGGUACCCACAGCGGCGACCCUCCAUGGACGCCUUCAAGCAGCAGACUAAGGUGGAGGCGAGAGUUCAGCUUAGCCACGAACUAGACCGACUGCUGCUCACGUCCCCUGCUACACUCAAGGAAAGCGCGAGGAAGGAGUUCGAAGGCUUUGAGAAACUGUUCGCUCGCUUCAUUUCAGAUUUCGAGCCUUCUAUACACUGGGACGAGAUUCAAAAGCUGGAGGAAGGCACGAUUCGAAGCUACAGCGAGAUACAAGGAGUGAGCGCAACGAAAGCUAAAUCGUUACUGGACCGUCUUGUUGUAGUGAAGCUAAACGGAGGAUUGGGGACUUCCAUGGGGUGUAAAGGACCUAAAUCUAUCAUCCCAGUGCGCUCUGACCUGACCUUCCUUGACCUGACCGUGCAGCAGAUCAAGCACCUCAACGAGAAAUACAACAGCGACGUUCCUCUCGUCCUUAUGAACUCCUUCAAUACAGACGAGGAUACUCUGAAGGUCAUCAGGAAGUACCAAGGCAUCAAGGUCAGCGUACACACAUUCAAGCAAUCACGGUACCCAAGAAUCAACAGAGAAUCACUUAUGCCCCUAGCGAGGACCUGCAGUGAUGAGGAAGCAGAGAGCUGGUACCCGCCUGGCCACGGGGACUUCUACAACGCUUUCAACAACUCAGGUCUGCUUGACGAGUUUCUGAAGCAGGGCAAAGAAUAUGUGUUCAUCAGUAAUAUAGACAACCUCGGCGCCACAGUUGACCUCUCCAUCCUCAACUUCCUGGUGGGGGAGGAGAAGUCAGGUCACUGUCCCUUCCUGAUGGAGGUCACCGACAAGACGAGGGCUGAUGUGAAGGGCGGAACACUCAUCAGACACAAAGAUGGGCUGCGUUUGCUGGAAAUUGCUCAGGUUCCCAAAGACCACGUGGACGAGUUCAAGUCGGUUAAAAAGUUCAAGAUUUUUAACACGAAUAACUUGUGGAUUAAACUUAGUGCAAUAAAGGAGGUGAUGACAGAGGGAGGCCUGGAGAUGGAGGUGAUCGUUAACAACAAGACUUUAGACUCUGGCGUGGGAGUCAUUCAGUUGGAGCAGGCAGUGGGGGCAGCCAUCAGGAGCUUUCACGGGGCCAUGGGACUCAACGUACCGAGAUCCCGUUUUCUACCAGUGAAGAAAACGGAUGACCUGCUUCUGGUAAUGAGUAACUUGUACAGCAUGCAGCAGGGGACUCUCGUUAUGUCACCCCAGAGGCAAUUCGAUACCACCCCGCUUGUUAAGUUGGGGUCGUCACACUUUGGGAAGGUCAAGGACUUCCUCAAGCGUUUUGGCACCAUUCCUGACAUGCUGGAGCUAGACCACCUCUCUGUAUCUGGUGAUGUGACCUUCGGACGAGGGGUGGUUCUUAAGGGCACUGUCAUCAUCAUCGCCAAUCAUGGAGAUCGUAUUGACAUCCCGGCUGGCUCAAUUUUGGAGAAUAAGAUUGUUUCUGGCAACAUGAGGAUUCUGGACCACUAGAGAGAGAGAGAGAGAGAGAGAGAGAGAGAGAGAGAGAGAGAGAGAGAGAGAGAGAGAGAGAGAGAGAGAGAGAGAGAGAGAGAGAGAGAGAGAGAGAGAGAGAGAGAGAGAGAGAGAGAGAGAGAGAGAGAGAGAGAGAGAGAGAGAGAGAAAUGGUAUCUUUAAUUUCUAUGUAGCCAGAAAGAGAUUACUGUAACACACACACACACACUUAAUCAAAUCCACCACCACUACCACCACCACCACCAUGCACACACACACACACUGCCACCAACCUUACACUCUAGCCACAAGGGACACAGCACAGCCUCUCUCACUGCCUACGGACACACUGCAGGCUAGUCCCUCCCUCAGCAGCAAGUCUGGCCCUCCCAUAAACUGAAGGAAAUAAAAUUAAUGUUAAUAUAAUAGAGAUUUGAUAUAUUAAAUUGUUUAUGUAUGUUUUCAUUGUACUGGUUGAGGAAAGUUAAUGUAAUUGUUAUUGUUGAUAUUCUUAGUGAUUAAAAAAAAAAAGAGAGAGAGAGAAAUGUUUAAUAUAAAGACACAGAAGUUUAAGUGAAUGAAGAAUACAGUAAUUUUAAUAACACUAAAUUAAUACCAGUCUUUACUCUUGAGGUUUACAAUGAAAGAGAUGGUGAUUGAAAAGCAGUGAAAUAACACCAAUGAAACAAUAAAAAAUUAUGUGACAUUUCAAUAAAUACUAUAUCAAAA
Molecule: messenger RNA, 2344 nt
Organism: Scylla paramamosain (green mud crab)
Lineage: Eukaryota; Metazoa; Arthropoda; Malacostraca; Decapoda; Portunidae
Product: UTP--glucose-1-phosphate uridylyltransferase-like
Exons: 12
Coding region: 107-1633 (508 amino acids)
Biological process (GO): UDP-alpha-D-glucose metabolic process; glycogen metabolic process
Cellular component (GO): cytoplasm
Molecular function (GO): UTP:glucose-1-phosphate uridylyltransferase activity
Source: RefSeq, a predicted model, not a curated record